AUGUAUGUGAUAGAGAGCAAAGGAGGAGCAAUAGCUUGUAUGCUCUUGGCUCUGCUCUUCUUAGGGACAUGGCCAGCACUUAUGACUCUAACCGAAAGACGCGGUAGACUUCCUCAACACACUUAUCUUGACUACACACUCGCAAAUCUGUUAGCUGCAGUGAUCAUAGCGCUUACACUAGGAGAAAUAGGUCCAAGCAGACCAAAUUUCAUCACACAACUUUCUCAAGAGAAUUGGCAGUCCAUGAUGUUCGCAAUGGCUGGAGGUAUAGCUCUUAGCCUUGGAACUUUAGCAACACAAUAUGCUUGGGCUUUUGUAGGUUUAUCAGUCACUGAAGUCAUCACAGCGAGUAUCACAGUUGUUAUCGGAACAACUUUAAACUAUUUCUUGGAUGAUAAAAUCAACAGAGCUGAGAUCAUUUUUCCGGGAAUCGCUUGUUUCUUAAUCGCUGUUUGUUUCGGCUCAGCUGUUCAUAAAUCAAAUGCAUCUGAUAACAAAUCCAAACUCCAAGAUUUCAAAAGGUUACAAGAUUUUACAACUAGUUCUUUUUUACGUUUAGAGACUACUUCUUCCUUACAAACGGAGACAAACCCUGAAACCAACGGGUUAGCGAAAGGCGAAGCAAAAAAGGGGACUGCAGCUUUUCUUAUAGAGCUUGAGAAACAAAGAGCCAUUAAGGUGUUUGGUAAAAGCACAAUAAUUGGACUGAUGUUAACUUUCUUUGCCGGUAUAUGUAUCUCUCUAAUCUCACCUGCUGUCAGCUUAGCAACAAACGAUCAGUGGCACACUUUGAAAAAUGGGGUUCCAAAACUCAAUGUGUACACUGCCUAUUUCUACUUCUCAGUAUCUGCAUUUGUGAUUGCUCUGAUACUAAACAUCAGAUUUCUCUAUUGGCCUAUACUUGGUCUCCCAAGAUCUUCUUUCAAGGCUUACUUAAAUGACUGGAAUGGUCGAGGCUUGUCUUUCUUAGCUGGAUUUCUCUGUGGAUUUGGUGAUGGCCUUCAGUUUAUGGGCGGUCAAGCCGCUGGCUAUGCUGCUGCAGGCGCUGUUCAGGCACUUCCACUUGUGAGCACUUUUUGGGGGAUAUUGUUGUUUGGAGAAUAUAGGAGAUCAUCAAGGAAAACAUAUAUACUUCUUAUAUGUAUGCUUUUUAUGUUCAUAGUUGCUGUCGCGGUUCUGACGGCCUCAUCCGGACAUAGAAAAUGAGUUAAAAACGUAUAUUCCACAGAAAUAUCUACAGGGUUAACUACCAAAAGGUAUCACAAGUUUAGUUUAUAACCUUGUAAGAAACGGUUCAUGAGAGCUUUGAAGGAAGAGUGAGAAAAUCUAAAGGCUGCAACAUGUUCAAGUCAUUGGUUAAAUUGAACAAAAAGGGUUAAGAUGUUUUGUUUCUUUGGUAACAUUUUGUAUGACUGCUUUGUGUUUGUUGCACAUCAGAGAAAGAAACCAUCACAUUUAUUCAUUGAAAUGAGCUCUCAUGAUGAGUCUACUCCUGUUGAAGAUGCUGGUGAUGGGGUCAAGAGUGGUUCAAUAUGUUUCGUCGAUGAUCAUCUUUGGCCUGGUUGUAAUGGUCCUUUUAAUUGUGGUAUCUUCGACCUUUCCACAAGUAAGAUCACAUGGCCUAAGAGAUUUGGUGUUUUCAUUGAUAAAACUCAGUGGUUUCUUCCAGGAGCCGCUUAGUGACUAGAUAUGAUGGUGUAAUACUACUCUUUCUUCUUGGCCUUCUUUUGUAAUACCCUUUCGUGUAA
This is a messenger RNA of Capsella rubella, 1748 nucleotides long. RefSeq names its product ureide permease 1. Gene Ontology annotation, molecular function: uracil:monoatomic cation symporter activity; allantoin:proton symporter activity. The transcript has 6 exons. Lineage: Eukaryota; Viridiplantae; Streptophyta; Magnoliopsida; Brassicales; Brassicaceae. The record is from RefSeq and is a predicted model, not a curated record. The coding region runs from base 1 to 1206 and encodes 401 amino acids. Gene Ontology annotation, cellular component: membrane. Gene Ontology annotation, biological process: nitrogen compound transport.